AUGACAGGUCCGGAACCUGCCAUGCUGCUGUGUACCUCUACUUUGUUGGUUUUGCCAGUGGGCCUCUUUGCAGUCAUGGCUCUAUCGGGCGAGGUUACUUCAUUGAGCAUGAAGAAGGUGCCCUGGAUGCCUCAGGUCUCCAAGCCCGUUUUGGUCUUGGGAGCUGUGCUCUUGCUGCUAUCCUCAGUUGUGAGCCUUUUCUGGGCUUCUUGUACAGAACCUGGAAUCCUGCCUCGACAGGAUCCCAAGCGUGGGUUUGCCGGCUGUGGGAAGCGACCCCCACGAGUUGAUCAGAUCAUCAAUGGUGUCAAGGUCUCCCUGAAGUGGUGCAGCACUUGCGAGAUCUACAGGCCGCCGCUGGAUUUGAGCUCUGAAAAUGGCAGUUUGGUGCAGGCUGAGCUCUACAUGCUUUGCAUGAUACCACCAGGAGCUGACACUGAGCUGAACAUGUACGAAAGUCAGGAUGAAGUGGUGCUUGAGACGCUCAAGAUGCAGGAGGUGCGCCACUACAAGGUGGCCUUGCCAAGCCGACCAGUCGUGGUCACCGUGUCGGUGACCAGGACAUCAGGAGAUGCCAUUCAUGUUGUGGAGUACAUCCGCGUGCCGUUGCGCGCAGAAGUCCAUGCAGAUGGUUCCUUGGCAGAGUUGGUGGCAGUUGCUCAGUGGCAUCGUGCCUUGUACGAGUCGCCACGGCGUGGCCAUUCCGCAGCCGAAUGGAGCCGCGAGCAAUGUGAGCAGCACUACGAGGCACCGGGGUCGAAUUGGCUGAGAAACGGGAACACCAAUUCCUUGCGCCUGAAGCGCUUCAGGCGUGUCACCGGCUUUGUGGGGCUCGACCCAGGCAAAGCGCCACUUGGCUUGAGGCAUUUCCAAGAGACCGGGCCCAGAUCUAGGACCACGUUGGUCCUCAAGAAUCUGCCCAGACACUUUGACAAGGAUGCCCUGAAGGAUUUGUUGGAGAAGCUAGGCUUUCGGGGCUUCUUUGACUUUCUAUAUGUACCUCUGCAGUGGAACCAGGAGAGCUGUGUUGGCUAUGGCUUGGUGAACCUUACCAGCCAUGAGGCAUUGUGCUUCCGCUGGAAUUUUUUUUGCAUCGAGCUGCUAGGUGCGAGUGAGAACUUGGAGGUGUGUUGGGAUACAAGGCAUCAAGGCCUUGAUCAGCUAAUCAAGUACUACAGAAACAACAGUGUGAUGCAUCCUCUUCUUCCAGAGCAUUGCAAGCCGAUGCUACUUCUUUCCGGUGAGAAGGUGGAUUUUCCCCCUCCGACUAAGGCAAGGUUACGUGAAUCGGCAUUACAUGGGAAUGACAGUUAUCAGAACUUGAUUUGUCAAGGUGGAUGGCAACAGUAA
Durusdinium trenchii is the source of this 1350-nucleotide messenger RNA. The record is from the annotation of a GenBank genome assembly. Lineage: Eukaryota; Dinophyceae; Suessiales; Symbiodiniaceae.